GCAGCAUGAUUUUACUGGCAAUGCUUCAAGGAUCCAGAUGUUUUCUUCUCCUCUUUACAAUUAUUUUAGUGAAAAGUAUACAGGCACAACAAGCUUUCCUGACCCAACCCAGGAAUGUCACAGUGCAGGCUGGCGCUAAGGCUCAGCUGAACUGUCACGUACUGAGGGCAACAGGACUAGUCCAGUGGGUGAAGGAUGGUCUACUACUGGGGCCCCAGAGAAACUUGCCAGGCUUUCCACGGUAUAGCAUCUUUGGAGAUGAGAGGAGAGGGGAAUACCAUUUGCUGAUUGAGGAUGUGGCCUUGGAGGAUGAUGCCCCUUAUGAAUGCCAAGUUGGACAGUCAGAGAGCAGUCCAGCAAUCAUCUCACAAACUGUAUGGCUAAAUGUACAGGUUCCUCCCUUAAAGCUACAAAUUGAACUGGAGUCAUCUGAGACAUGGGUUGCAGGUAAAGAGUACUCAGUGAAGUGCAUGGCUACUGAUGCUAAACCUGCAGCAGAAAUUACUCUGUUCAAAGAUGGAAUACAACUUACAGACCUUGACAUAGACACCAUGCCUGGCUCAGAGGAUAAGCUCAUGAACACUGAAGCAGAAGUGAGAGUCAAGGCAGAAGGUGCAGAUCAUGGAGGACAGUUGGUCUGCCAGGCAAUGAAUUCUGCACUAACUGCUGCCAUAAUUGAUACGAAGUUGAUGACAAUCUACUUCCCUCCCCAGGCUCCUGUGAUAGAAGGCCUGGAGAGUACUACCGUCAAAGCUGGGACUACACUAAAACUAGUUUGCCUGUCACAUGGAGGAAACCCACUGGCUUCCCUUCAAUGGACAAAGAAUGGGAAACUUUUGUCAAGUAGCUGGGAAGAGGAUGUUGUUCAAAGAAGAUCCAGGAGCCUGUUAAUCUUGAUGGUGACUGCAGAGGAUAAUCAAGCCAUUCUGCAGUGUGAAAGUAUCAACCAGGUGUCCCUAGCUCCACUCUACAUCAGCCAUAUUCUAACUGUGUACUUUGAGCCUGCCAAGGUGAAUUUAUUGGGAACUUUUGAAGCAAUUGAGGGGAAAACAGUGACAUUAUGUUGCCAUGCAAGUUCCAGUAACCCUCCAGUCCAGAUACGUUGGUGGUUAGGCUUUAAGGAACUUAACACAACAGUUAGAUCUAUGUCAGAGGGUGAAAAUGGGGGGAUGAUGACCAUGUCCAACCUUACAUAUACUGUCUCUCGUGAAGAGAAUGGUCUUCCGCUCUCAUGUGAGGCAUUCAACAAAGGCACCCACUUCUCCAGCAGCACAUCUAAGCCACUUAAUGUGUUAUAUCCACCACAAAAGGUGUGGCUAGAUGCUCCCCCAGAGGAUGUAACACUCCAAUCAGGACAUCCAUUGCGUCUGUUGUGUUUUUCAAGUGGAGGGAAUCCUAGAGGACAGCUCACAUGGUUUAAAAAUGGUGAAGCCAAACAGGAUACCUCUAAUCAAGUCUCCUUAGAAAGAGGUGUUGCCCGAGAGCUCAGAUUCAUCCUACAGCCCAGUGACAACUUGGCCACAUUCCGCUGUGAUGCUACCAACAAGGCUAAGAAAGUACUUUCUGUCAAGACCAGGCUUAAAGUACAGUUUGCAGCAAUCAAAGUAGAAAUCAAAGUAGUGGUGCAGGAAAAAACACCGCAAGUUCUACGCAGAGGUGAAACUGUGAGUCUGAUCUGCUUGUGUGGCAGCAGCAACCCAAAAGCUAAUAUUACCUGGACUGUAGGCUCUAACAGGCUAAGUGGGGUGGAAACAGAUAGCAAAGAAGCAGAGUAUGGUGGUGUGUCCUUUAGAAGUACUCUGUCCUUCUCUCUCACCUCUCAGCACCACCAGCAGAGGGUCACCUGCAAUGCUUUCAGCAAACUGCUCUCUGGGGGAGUCAGCUCUUCCUAUACACUCAAUGUGCUUUUUCCCCCUGAGUUCAGCUCUGACCAGCCCAAAGAGGUGAAGGCUGUAGAAAAUGAUGAAGUCAGUCUUCCUCUGAUGGUGUCUGCCAAUCCAAAAGAAAUAACAUGUGACUGGAUCUAUCAUGGAAGAAAGCUAGAUAAAGAGAUUGACUUUCGAUACAGCUGGGAUGAUGAUUUUGUGCUUAAGAUCAAAAAUGUGACAAGACAUGAUGCAGGAGUGUAUGCCAUUGAAUGUUCAAAUGACGAGGGGCAGAACCAUACUCAAAUCUACCUACAUAUUUCCUAUGCACCAAGGAUCAGAAUGAAAUCAAAUAUUGUGUAUGUGGACAUUGGUGGAACCAUAGAUCUGCUUUGUGAAGUAGAAGCCAAUCCUGUAUCCGCCGGAAUGUUCUCCUGGAGUUGGCUUGGAGAUGGAGAGAUAGACCUAGAAUCUCAGCAUGAAGAUGGUACAACUGGAUGGCUGACCCUAUUUGACGUUACUCGUGCCCACACUGGAACUUACCAGUGCAAUGUCGACAAUGGAAUCAGUCCUCCUGCAGUAGCAGAAGUCAAACUCAUUGUUUAUUUUAAACCACACUUGAAGAAGGGGCCUCAGUGGAAUAAGGUUGCAAGUCGUGGUGAUGGUGUCAGCACAGUGGAUAUAGCAUGUCAAGCAGAAGGCAUACCCAAGGUUCAUUUCAACUGGGCCAAGAAUGGAAUGAUCAUGGAUUUCAGCAAUCCCAGGUAUAUGGAGCAUACUGUUCGAGUGGGAGCAGUACAUACAAGCACACUUAGCAUUGAGAAUGUGAGCGCAACAGAAGACUAUGCUAUCUUCACCUGCACCGCCUCUAACAACUUGGGGGAGGACAGUUUGGACAUUCAACUACUCAGCACCAAUCACCCUGAGCCCCCAUCUAACUUGAGACUGCUGCAUGUCAGCAAUAACUCUGUGACACUGGAGUGGAAGCCAGGGUUUGAUGGCGGCUUGACACAGAAAUUUCGUAUCAGGUAUCACUGGAAAGGCUUCUCUAGCUAUCACUAUGUGGAUGUUUUCCCACCCAAAGCAACAGUCUACACAGUCACUGGCCUUUUGCCAGCAACCACUUAUAAUUUUUCUGUGAAUGCUGUCAAUAACAUGGGAGAGAGUAACUACGCUGAUGGCAAUACUGUUCUCACUGUUACUACAAGAGUAGGAGAAGACCCAACCGUACAGCAACACUCUCCAGGGGACAAUAACUUUAUCACAAAAGGAGUGCACUGA
Messenger RNA from Alosa sapidissima (American shad), 3146 nucleotides. RefSeq names its product NPHS1 adhesion molecule, nephrin (gene nphs1). The transcript has 24 exons. The record is from RefSeq and is a predicted model, not a curated record. NCBI's taxonomy places the organism in Eukaryota, Metazoa, Chordata, Actinopteri, Clupeiformes, Clupeidae. Bases 6 to 3146 code for a protein of 1046 amino acids. Gene Ontology annotation, cellular component: cell-cell junction. Gene Ontology annotation, biological process: cell-cell adhesion. Gene Ontology annotation, molecular function: cell adhesion molecule binding.